AUGUCAGCCACUGAGAUCUCUGGCCCUUCUGAUCAAUUCACCAAAAUCAAAGAACUAGAGUUGAUGCCAGAAAAAGACCUGAAGGAGAAGGAGGUGGAUGGAGUGUGCAGAGAGAAGGAUCAUCAGAACCCUGGAGGGUGGGAGGCUGAGUGUCCCCCCGGGACCCUCCAGCCUAGGAUCCUGAAAGAAGAACUGGAGCUGGUGCCAGUGACCUCAGAAGAAGGCGAGAAGCACAUCCUGACCCUGCAGACGGUGCCCUUCGCCUCUGAGGCCGUGGAGUUGCAGGAGGUCGGCUGGCUGAGCGCACAGCCUCAGGAGGGGAUGCAGGUGAUGGUGCAGCAGGCGGGUCCUGGGCUGCCAUCUCUGCUGUGGCUUGGCGAGGGGCCCCAGCAGAGCGUGCAGCAGUGCGUGACCAUCGGCAUCCAGGAAGAACUGCACUUCCUGCAGGAGAUGGAGGUGAUGCAGUUUCAGGUCGUGGAGGAGAACGGAGUGGCAGCCACUGGGGACAGCAAGUUGAUGAGCCUGGCUGAAAGCACUGAGCUGACUAAGCUUGAAGAAGGUCAGGGAAAGGACCGGCCACCGAUGGCUGCAGGAACACGGGACCUUUGCUUCCUCGUGGAAGCGAGUCCAGGCGAGGAAGGAAGAGACGAAAUCAUUCUGACAAUUUCAAGUUUAAAUAUGGAAGAACAAGAAGAUAAACCUGCGCCUGGCCCAGCCAACAUUGAAGAAGCCAGUGCUACAGAUCACACAACAAAGGGAGCAAAGCGGAUCUUCUCCUGUGAUGUCUGCAGAUUCACCUCCUCAAGGAUUUCAAGUUUUAAUCGCCACAAAAAAAUUCACACCAGCGAGAAGCCUCACUUGUGCCACCUCUGCCUGAAAGCCUUCCGCACGGUCACUCUUCUGCGGAACCAUGUCAACACCCACACAGGAACCAGGCCCUAUAAGUGUGGAGACUGCAACAUGGCAUUUGUCACCAGCGGGGAGCUCAUCCGUCACAGACGUUAUAAACACACUCAUGAGAAGCCCUUCAAAUGUUCCAUGUGCAAGUACGCCAGUGUGGAAGCCAGUAAGCUGAAGCGCCAUGUCCGCUCCCACACAGGCGAGCGCCCCUUCCAGUGCUGCCUAUGCAGCUAUGCCAGCAAGGACACCUACAAGCUGAAGCGCCACAUGCGGACCCACUCAGGUGAAAAGCCGUACGAGUGCCACGUCUGCCACGCCCGAUUCACCCAGAGCGGGACCAUGAAGAUACACAUUCUGCAGAAGCACAGUGAGAAUGUCCCCAAGUACCAGUGUCCCCAUUGCGCCGCCAUCAUUGCAAGGAAGAGUGACCUGCGCGUCCAUCUGCGCAACCUGCACUCCUACAAAGCUGCGGAGAUGAAGUGCCGCUACUGCCCAGCCACCUUUCACGAGCGCUACACCCUCAUCCAGCACCAGAAGACGCACAAGAACGAGAAGCGGUUCAGGUGCCAGCACUGCAGCUAUGCCUGCAAGCAGGAGCGGCACAUGCUGGUUCACGUGCGAAUCCACACUGGAGAGAAGCCGUUCGCCUGCCUCUCCUGCAAUAAGUGUUUUCGGCAGAAGCAGCUUCUAAACGUUCACUUCAAGAAAUAUCAUGAUUCAAAUUUCAUCCCAACUGUUUACAAAUGCCCCAAGUGUGGCAAAGAUUUCUCCCGCUGGUGUAACAUGCACAGACACUCAGAGAAGUGUGACCCAAGCCAGGAGAAGUCAGCCACCUCGGGAAAAAGAACAAGAAAGAGAAAGCAAACAGCCCCCAAGGACACAGGAAAGGAAGACGCUGCCAAGGGUCUUUCAGAGGCUCACGCUGAUGGAGAAGCAGCCAUGCAGGAAACUGCCGUGGUGAGGGGAGCACAGUUCCCAGGUGAGGCACUCGUAGACUACAGAGAAGCCACAGCCGGUGUGGAGGACCCAGAUGAAGGCAUGACCUGCGAGAUGCUCCUUAACAUGAUGGAUAAAUGA
Molecule: messenger RNA, 1977 nt
Organism: Carlito syrichta (Philippine tarsier)
Lineage: Eukaryota; Metazoa; Chordata; Mammalia; Primates; Tarsiidae
Gene: CTCFL
Product: CCCTC-binding factor like
Exons: 12
Coding region: 1-1977 (658 amino acids)
Source: RefSeq, a predicted model, not a curated record